CCCCGCUAUUCAUCUUAUGAUAUUGAGCAACUUAAUACGCCUGAUAUCACCAUGAACUCCAUCAGAGUUGUAUUUUUCGUGGCCUUCGUUAUGUCAAUGCUUUUUGCUGUAAGAGUUGUGGCACUCUGCGCGGAGACUUGCCCACCUGUACCAGACGAUUGCCCUAUAGUUCAGGCGAGAUGUGCAAAUUGUAUUGCAUGUGCCCUUGGAGAUGAGGACAACUGUAAUUCCGCUUCAGAAAGCUGUCUGGAGAAUCUUGUCUGUGCAAACGAAGUUAAUGAAUAUUUUGAAGGACUGGUACCAGAUUGGGCCAUACGUUUUGUAGGGAAAUGCACGACAAAAAAUGAUUCAAUGGUUGAGGCAGGUCAGUUCUCAUCCUCUUAUGAGUCCACGAGAUAAAACCAGAAAACCAUA
Messenger RNA from Octopus sinensis (East Asian common octopus), 414 nucleotides. RefSeq lists its product as uncharacterized. The record is from RefSeq and is a predicted model, not a curated record. Lineage: Eukaryota; Metazoa; Mollusca; Cephalopoda; Octopoda; Octopodidae. The coding region runs from base 52 to 399 and encodes 115 amino acids. The transcript is spliced from 3 exons.